This is a messenger RNA of Aaosphaeria arxii CBS 175.79, 1786 nucleotides long. RefSeq names its product kinetochore protein nuf2. Gene Ontology annotation, molecular function: protein-containing complex binding. Bases 265 to 1653 code for a protein of 462 amino acids. Gene Ontology annotation, biological process: kinetochore organization; attachment of mitotic spindle microtubules to kinetochore; meiotic chromosome segregation. The record is from RefSeq and is a predicted model, not a curated record. Lineage: Eukaryota; Fungi; Ascomycota; Dothideomycetes; Pleosporales. Gene Ontology annotation, cellular component: Ndc80 complex; kinetochore. The transcript has 4 exons.
AUAAAUGAUCACUUCAGGCUCGAAAGUUUAAUGUCUAGGACGCCACAUCUAUGAUCUAUCCAACAUUGUCGUAGGGCUGCCAAGUAAUGAGGGGAUCAGCGCCGGCUGCCAGGGUGUUAGUUGCGCACAGACCAUGUCAACAAACAAAUCCAACACGGCAUCGCAAGCGUCAACACUCGAAAUCGAAAGGAAAACCAACUCAAUCGCAUGUGAACGAGCAUUAAAAACCACAUAUCGAACAAGCAGUUACAACACAAUCUGAAGAUGUCUUACAAUCCGCGCAUGAGCACUGCGCGCGUCACAUCCUCCUACAACCAGCGCACAAAACCGCAAGAUGAAGAUGCCUUCAUGACUCUACCCGACUCCGAGAUCGCAGGAUGCAUCACAGACAUCGGAAUCAACUUCACCGUCCAAGACCUCCAGAAACCCAACCCGCAGAUCAUCCAGAAGGUAUUCGAAUGGCUGGCCGAACUGUUGAUGAACACGACGCGGGAGGUGAUCGCACCGGCCAUGAGGGCGGCUGCAGAGGAUAUCUGCGGUGGAGACGCUGAGCGUAUCUUCACGAGCGACACAAGAGAUCUGAUGGCCUUCUUCGUCAUCCUCAAGAAGCUGCUGGGAGAGUGCGGAAUCCAUGACUUCACUUUCCAGGACAUCUAUAAGCCAUCGCACCCGCGUCUCGUCAAGAUUUUCUCGUACAUGAUCAACUUCAUUCGAUUCCGCGAGUCGCAGACUUCGGUCAUCGACGAGCACUUCAACAAGGCGGAGCGCACCAAGCUGCGCAUCGAGCAGCUUUACAACGACAAGCAGAAUAAGGAGAUGCAGGUCGCUGAGCUGGAGCGCAACCGUGUGGCUACACAGAGAGUCAUGGCCGAACGGGAGAAGAGGAACAGCGAGUUGAAGAGCAAGCUUCUAGAACUGAAGAAGGGUCAAGAAGCUGUUUCUGUGAAACUGGAACGUGCCAAGGAAGAACAGAAGAGGCUGAAGGAUCUGUUGAUCGAGAAGACUGAGGCGAAAGAGAAUGUCCAGAGGGAAGUCAUCAAGCUCAAGCCCUAUACUCAGCAGAGCCCGGCGGCGUUGGAGGACUCUCUCCGCAGCUUGAACGACAAGCUGGCUGCAGACAAGGCACAGAUUGAUUCUCUGGAUCGUCGAGCACGCGCCCUUCAAACUUCGACCGACUCCUUCGCAGUUGUGGCAUCAGACGUGACUGCUUGCACUCGGUUGCUGACAGACGUGCAAGCGGAUCUAGCAAGGGAGGAGGAAGAGCUUGGAAAGGCUUCGCGGCACCGGGAUGCUCUGGCCGACAAGAGCAACAAUGUCCGUGAAGUGGAGCGCCAGGAGAAACUUCUCCAGAAGCAGCUCAGCAACGUGAACGCACGAACAGAGAAGCUCAAGAACAAGGCGGAUGAAGAAGCCGAACGCGCCCGUGGACGUAUGGAGGAACUGAGGGAGACACACGCCAGUCUCGCCGAAGAAAGGGCUGAUAAAGGACGAGAGAUGGAGAGACGUAGAGUACGCAUCGAGCAGACUGAGAAAAAGAUGGCCGAGCUCAAAGACAACAUUGAGAACGAGGUCCACGCCGCACACGACGAGUACAGGAAGAUGGAGAGCCACAUCAAGCUGUACAUCACUGAGAUGGACCAGAGCCUCCAGUAAAAAGAAACAGCCUUGUUUCUCCCACGGUUUCAUUGGAUUUUCCCUAUCCCCUUGGCGUUAGAUCAGGUCCGCUCACGGUCGGUUGGCACAUGAUGAACUGGAUGUUGGGGGAGCUCAAGAUACCCCCGCCGUG